UGGAACUUAAUCUUGUAUAUAUCUCUGUGGGCUCCAAAGAGCUAUGACAGGAAGUGUUAUUCCAGAGACACUGAUAUCAGAGAAAAAAAAUUAAUGGAUUUAUUUGAGUAGAUAUCCGUGAUUUGAUAGAUGUCAGAUGGGUUGUUGUAAAGACUAGGGUGCUGUCUAUGGUUAGUACGUGACAGUUGUACCUUGUGAAAAGCAGCUUCUUCACUGAACUGAUGUCAGACAGCACCCACAGCCUUACAAAUGCCAGACAAGUUGAUUUCCCAGGGGAAAACAGUCAACCUUCGGCAAAUUACUAAUAAACAUUAAUUCCUACAGAUGUGUGCUGUGCAAUUAGUUCAGUUAAAUUAAACGUUGAAAUCUGUUUUUGACAAUUUCUGAUAUUUACCUGAGGCAGGUGAUAUAUUGUUGAAAGUAGAUCUCAUUGUUUAAAUUAGUUAAACUAGUGUGCGCUUUAUAUUGGUGGAAGACAGUUGGUCUUAAAUAGAUGUUAGACAUGCGAGACUGUACAAGCAUCCUCUUGAAUUUUGUCUGCCACAUAUUGUAACAAAGGGCCCACCUAUUGCAAUCAUUAUGGUAACACUAGGCAAGUCUGUAGUAACCCAUUUGGCUGCUUCCCUGUCCCUGAGGUCAGAUGUCGUUAAUCACUUCAGUCUUGUUCGUUGUUGUUCACGUUAUCAAAAUGGUUAUAGAAGGCUUAUGGCCACAGUGGGUGUAGUGUUUGUAAAUUUAUUUAUUUUGUGAAUUUGUGCUGUUGUCAUCGAUCGUUUAAGGUCUGGUGAGAUUCAGAACAGAUGAAGGGCCAGGAGAUGCAGAUGAGAUGAGAUUUGGAGCAGAGAAUGUCACAUCAAAGACCUCUUAGUGAGCAAGUGGAUUUCUAUGAUGACAGUCAAAAUUUGUUGGAUCUUGUAACUGAUGGUGCCUCAGAUGAAGACGACUUGUGGUAUGAGGCCCAACUAAAAGCUGCCUUGGAGGAGUCUCUGUCCAUUACUGGGAGAGCUGAGGUAGGUGGUGUGCCCCAAGGGGGAGAAGAGGUACAGACGCGAGAUGAGGAGGUGGCGUCACAGCUGCAGUUAGAAGAGGUAAUUUGGGCAAGUCAACAGGAAGGAAUUAAAACUCAGCAACAACAACAACUGGUUGAGGGGAUCAGUGCUGACAGCUGGCCUUGCGUGGACAUGGACAGUGAUCGGAGCACCUCAUCUGAUGAGGAGAAAAGUGAGGAGCUAAAGAAGGUGUUAGAGUUGCAAACGACUAGGCCACAACAACUGUCCGGGGUGGAGUCGAGACGGAGAAAAAGGCAGCUGCAGAGGAAAUCUCGCAGAGCAGCACAGGAGAAGUAUUCCGACAAGGCUGUGGCUUUUCUUGAUGGCGAUUCUGUCAAUCCUGAGCUAGCUGAAGUUCUUAAAGGGAAACAGUGUAGCCCUGCGUCUCAUCUUCAGUUUGAGCAGGACGUCCUGCAGGAUGACAACAUCGACGUAGAGAUGUGCCUCGUACCGUCUCCACUAGAUGAUAAUGGUAUACCAGAAACGUGGGACUGUGAGGCGCGUGGGUCGGAUGCUCCACAUGCGGACUACGUGCUUGUCACACUGUCUCCUGGGGUUGCAGAAUAUGACACUAUUUGUAGGGAAUUUUCGAAGGCUUCUCUCAGUGUGGUGUCAAUUGAAAGAUUGCAGAAUUUCAUGUUGUUGGAUCGUUACAGGAAAGAAAAAGAACACAUGGACAAUAGACGAAAUGGGUUUGCCAUCAAUGAGCGAUAUUUGUACCAUGGGACUAAAGUGGCCAAGGAAGUUGUCUGUGAGGAGAACCUGGAUCAACGUCUGAGUAGAAAGGGACAUUUUGGAAGAGGGAUAUACUUCAGUGACAAUCCCAGGAAGUGUCUUCAGUAUGUGAAGAGUAAAGAACAAACUGUCUGCAUCCUGAAGUGUAGAGUUGUCCUGGGAGACACAAAGGUCUAUCCUAGAGGACAAAGUGAUUCAGCUCUGAAAAGAGAACCUGCUAAAGAAAAGCCCUCUGGUGGCAGGAAAUUUUAUGAUUCAGUGAAGGGCUGUCCUAGAGACUUCAAUGAGUUCGUGAUAUAUGAGAAUCGUAGGGCGAUGACGGAGUACAUCAUAACCUGCCGAGAGUCAUGUGAUGAACCAGUUACCACAGCAACUGACUCCAUAGUUGGAACAGUUGAACGAGAGGUAACAACCACAGACGUAAAGAGCACUAAGCUGAAGUGGGUGCCAGUUCCAGUGUCUCUGAACGAUGUUGACAUCAACAACGGCAUUACCAUAGCAACCAGCUCUGAGGAAACUACUAUCCCCUCAGUUUUAUCUCCUUCAGACACAGAAAGUAGUCAGGCCCAGGAGACUGAUGUGAGUGUUACAAGUGAGACUGGGUUUCAGAAUCAUUUGCAGCCUUAUGGGGACGACAGGAGUGUUUCAGAUGAGGAUUCAGACUGUGAUUCUGUGAUUCAAGACAGUGACUCUGUGAACGGUUAUGAGAAUAUCCAUGGUGCUGUCGCUGUAGACCCCAAUUCUGUGACUGCGGAGCCCAGUUCUGUGACAGUAGGCCCCAGUUCUGUGGCUGAUGGUCACCCAGAUUCCUCUUUUCCAGACCCACCCGCUACUGUUCCUUUCAGUCACAAUCAAGAUGCUCUGAGUGUAGGGGAAGAUGAUCAUGUUGAGAUACUAAAGAAGGUUAGAGAGGAGAUUCGACGACAAAGACAAUUAGAGAAAAGUGUACAGAUUUCAAGCCCAAGUGGAAAGAAAGAUGUUUUCCUUGUGGAUAAUACCCAUGGGACUGCAUCAUCUGCCAAGCCAAAGCCCCUGAGCCUCCUCAAGGAGGACCCUGUGGAGCUGGUGAAGGCUCAACUCGUCGCUGAAUUCAUCCAGGUCACACAGAUUGAAGAUGUGAUGUUGGCCAGGCAUCAUGUGACUCAAGCUGACAUGAACCUUGACCAGGCCAUUCUCAACUACUACAACAGCCUCAGCUAGACAACUGGCCGUACUCAACUACUACAACAGCCUCAGCUAGACAACUGGCCGUACUCAACUACUGCAACAGCCUCAGCAAGACAACUGGCCGUACUCAACUACUGCAACAGCCUCAGCAAGACAACUGGCCGUACUCAACUACUACAACAGCCUCAGCUAGACAACUGGCCGUACUCAACUACUACAACAGCCUCAGCUAGACAACUACUACAACAGCCUCAGCCAGACAACUACUACAACAGCCUCAGCCAGACAACUACUACGACAGCCUCAGCUAGACAACCAGCCAUACUCAACUGCUACAACAGCCUCAGCUAGACAACUACUACAACAGCCUCAGCUAGACAACCAGCCAUACUCAACUGCUACAAUGGCCUCAGCUAGACAACUAGCGAAAACAGGUUAUACAUGUAAAUUGAGAAACCCACAACCACCAGAGCUAGACAACCAGCUGAAACAGGCUAUACAAGUACAUGUGAACUGAGAAACUGUCAACCACCAGAGCUAGACAACCAGCUGAAACAGGCUAUACAUGUAAACUGAGAAACUGUCAACUACCAGAGCUAGACAACCAGCUGAAACAGGCUAGAAACUGAGAAACUGACAACAACCAAUGCUAGACAACCAGCUGAAGCGGACUAUACAUGUAAACUGAGAAACCGUCAACCACUAGAGCUAGACAACCAGCUGAAACAGUCUAUAAACUGAGAUACCUGCAACGAGAGCUAGACAACCAGCUGAAACAGCCUCUGAACUGAGAAAGCCGCAACAACCAGAUAAAACAGGCCAUACAACACCAUGAGCUACAAUAUACAAUUGGCUAAAACAGCCUGUGAGCCUGUACCCAUAUUUAUCAAGCGUCUUAAGACGUCAACAGCUCCCCGGCAGGUUCCCCCUUUAAGUCAGAAUUCAAAUACAGCAGCAAUUAAAUUGUUUCUCUCCAGGAAGUUUAAAAGAACAAUUUACAAACCACAGUUUGAGUUCUUUACUGCUCUGGCAUUUUAGGCACUUGUCAUUUAUGAUUUAAGUUUUAAGUUGCUUAAUGAAUAUGGGUUCUGUGCACCUGCAGCAGCCUGAGCUAGACAAUUGGCUGAGUAGUCUAGAAACUUAGAAACCAACAGCCUCAGCUAGAAACCAGCAACCUCAGCUAGAAACCAGCAACCUGAGCGAGAAACCAACAACCUCAGCUAGAAACCAUCAACCUCAGCUAGAAACCAACAACCUCAGCUAGAAACCAGCAACCUCAGCUAGAAACCACCACUUUCAGCUAGAAACUGACAACCUCAGCUAGAAACCAGCCUCCUCAGCUAGAAACCAACACUUUCAGCUAGAAACAGAAAAACCUCAGCUAGAAAACCACGACACUUGCAGCAGCCUGGGCUAGACAAUUGGUUGAGUAGUCUAGAAACUGAGAAACCAACAACCUCAGCUGGAAACCAACACCUCAGCUAGAAAACCACGACACCUGCAGCAGCCUGGGCUAGAUGCUGAACUAUGAACACAUAUUUCUAUAAACACUUUUUCAUGGAGUCAGAAGUGUUUUCAUCAUGUCUUUUCAGAGAUGAUGUAAAACAAUGCAUGAACUGUCUCUUUGCCACUUCAAAGAAAACAGAAAACGAUGAAUGAACUUCUGUUUGGAGUCAGAAUUGAGAUCUUUUCGGCCAAUCCAAAGACAACAGACAACAAUUGAUGAUCUGAUGCUUGAAGUCAGAAGUGAGUUCUCUGCCAGUUCAAAGACAACAGAAAACGAUGAAUGAACUUCUGUUUGGAGUCAGAAUUGAGACCCUUUUACCAAUUCAAAGACAACACACAACAAUGCAUGAUCUUCUGCGUGGAGUCAGAAGUGAGUUCCUCAUUGUCAUUUCAGAGACAACAAACAACAAUGCAUGAACUUCUGCGUGGAGUCAGAAGUGAGUUCCUCAUUUUCAUUUCAGAGACAACAAACAACAAUGCAUGAACUUCUGCGUGGAGUCAGAAGUGAGUUCCUCAUUGUCAAUUUCAGAGACAACAAACAACAAUGCAUGAACUUCUGCGUGGAGUCAGAAGUGAGUUCCUCAUUGUCAAUUUCAGAGACAACAAACAACAAUGCAUGAACUUCUGCGUGGAGUCAGAAGUGAGUUCCUCAUUGUCAUUUCAGAGACAACAAACAACAAUGCAUAAACUUCCAGAUGGCAUGGUUGGAGUCAGAAGUGAGAUAAUCGUAGUGAAUUCAAAGACAACAGAAAACAAUACAAGAGCUUCCAGUAAAGCCAGAACAUCCAGACAGUGUCAGUAGUGUGUUUACUAUGGCUGUGGGCAGUCUGAAAGAUUAUUUGGGGGUUCAGAUAGGGCUGGAAUUGAGAUCAGUUUAGGUGAAAAGCACACUUAAGACACUAUGUGAAUAUUAUAGUCAGAAUUGAAUUUAAGGAAGGUAAGAAAAUCUAAUUAGUGAACCGUCAGUUGGACAUGGAAUUGGCUUUUGUAUGUAUGUUGGUAACAAAGAACUGACUUAGGAUGAAUUUUACUUUCAGUUACAAUUUAAGUUCUCCUUGGUCAAAGGCAACAGGAAACAGUUGAUGAAUCGUUGGUUGGACUCGGGGGGUGGAGGGGGCGGUCAGGAUGUUCAACUUAAUGCACCGAAAACCGUGAUUCAGGAAGUUCUGACUGUGAUACAGAUCGGAAUUUCUUUGCCAUGUUGACAGAAAACAACAAAAUACAUGUACAUAUAGGGUUGAUGUUAGCUCCAAACUAAAUCGGCUGAUGCAGAAGUAUUAACAAAUUUUGUUUGUCAUUUUGUUGUGUAAUUUGACUGGAAUCAUAUUUAAAGUGAAGACUGACUUUGCUUACAGUUGCUUUGGUUAAGAUUGCUGGUACGUGUACAUGUACAAUGAUUGUGAAAUUCGCUAUUUUAUGUACACGCAUGUGUAAAUUCAUACACCUGUAUAUGUACCAUAAAGCUCCACCUAGGUCAGAUUGAUAAACCUAUAUAUGUACCAUAAAGCUCCACCUAGGUCAGAUUGAUAAACCUAUAUAUGUACCAUAAAGCUCCACCUAGGUCAGAUUGAUAAACCUAUAUAUGUACCAUAAAGCUCCACCUAGGUCAGAUUGAUAAACCUAUAUAUGUACCAUAAAGCUCCACCUAGGUCAGAUUGAUAAACCUAUAUAUGUACCAUAAAGCUCCACCUAGGUCAGAUUGAUAAACCUGUAUAUGCACCAUAAAGCUCCACCUAGGUCAGAUUGAGAUAUCUAACAGUAAUUUAAUUCAUACUUUGGAACAUAUGAAGUAGAAACAACUGGUACAUUGCUGAGCCGUACCUUUCUAGGUAAACAGUAUUGCAGUGUUUUGUUUAGGGCAGAAUCUACCUUGUAUAUGAAAUGAAUGUAUCUUAUGGUGAUUCUUAAAGAUAUCAAACCGAUACAGUCCAUGUGUAAGUUGUAUUUAUUUUCUAAUAUUUCUAAUAAUAAUAAUAGCGUGUAGGUAGCUUGCGACUAUUUUAGUAUAAACAUGAACAGCUAGAAUAAAACCCUAACUGAUCUGAAUUGAUAAGAGGCCAUAUUUCACCGGUUACGUGUGACCAUUUGCGAGUUAUAACACUGUCGCCGCUGCUCUGGAUUUACUCUAUUCUGUAUGACUUUAAUUAUAUCGAAGGUUAUUUUUAAAAAAGCACUUUUCAGGCUGAGCUCUCAUAGGAAGUCUGAAUCUUAUGUGAGUUUGAAGUGUUGGCUCUUAUGUGAGUUUGAAGUGUUGGCUCUUAUGUGAGUUUGAAGUGUUGGCUCUUAUGUGAGUUUGGAGUGUUGGCUCUUAUGUGAGUUUGAAGUGUUCUGUUUGGGGUCUGCUGUGUUUCAUUUUCUUCACACAAUCUCAAAAUAUGCCCAGCAAGGGCUAAAUUUUUUUAUCACAUUGUUACACUGUAUGUAUGCUGCAUUCCUUAGAGCUGGUGAAAUACAUGUAGUGGUUCAAGAGGAAUAAUAAUUCUGUCUCGGAAAGGCAAUACCAGUACCACAACGAACAAGAAGCUUUAAUUCUCAAAAAGUCAUAAACCUAUCAAGUCUCGAAAAA
Liolophura sinensis is the source of this 7023-nucleotide messenger RNA. RefSeq lists its product as uncharacterized. The coding region runs from base 846 to 2984 and encodes 712 amino acids. Gene Ontology annotation, molecular function: NAD+ poly-ADP-ribosyltransferase activity. The transcript is spliced from 11 exons. The record is from RefSeq and is a predicted model, not a curated record. Gene Ontology annotation, cellular component: nucleus. NCBI's taxonomy places the organism in Eukaryota, Metazoa, Mollusca, Polyplacophora, Chitonida, Chitonidae.